Molecule: messenger RNA, 1205 nt
Organism: Capsicum annuum
Lineage: Eukaryota; Viridiplantae; Streptophyta; Magnoliopsida; Solanales; Solanaceae
Exons: 4
Coding region: 205-1041 (278 amino acids)
Molecular function (GO): protein binding
Source: RefSeq, a predicted model, not a curated record
CAAAACAUCAUGGACCCGACCAAUUUAGCCCAGAUAUGAAGAAAACACAGUUAUUAGAAGCCCAAUUACCAUUUUCUCCCACCAACCAAACACGAGUAUCAUGUCGUCUAUGGCUUCCUCCAUUUCCAUUGAUCCCUAAUAAAGAGCUUCAAUAAUCCACAGAUACUAGUGAAGCAGUUGAUGACUUGAACUGUAGUAUUUACAAUGUGGUCACUCUCAAAUUUGCAAGCUAUUUCUUUCAGACCUCGAAUCAUUCAACCCCACUUCUGCAAUGACGGCUGCACUGAGUUCAGACAGAGCAUGUUUUUAGCUUGGUUCAGAACCAACCAAGACAAGAUCAACGACUGUGUUACUUCACAUCUCCAUAUGCAGUGUUGUGCACUUUUAACUGACAAAACUAAGAUAGUUUCUGACAAUUUUCCUGGAACCUGUGCUUUUGAUUCAAAAGCUAGAACUUUCAAACAGCACCUUUUAGACAAGCAUCCCAUUCGCUGUUUGCUGAGACGAUGCCAAGUCGCUAGUGAAGAGUCAGGAGGAGCUUUGAGUGGCGAAAGCAUCUUGCGAAAUGAAGAAACUUUGACUCGAGAUUUAAAGACUGCUAUUAAAGAGGAGAACUAUGCCCAAGCAGCAAAAAUCAGGGAUAGCCUCCGGCUUCUCCAGGAGGAUAGCAAGGCAUCUGUACUAGCAGCAAAUGCUCGAUUUUACAAUGCUUUCAAGACUGGAGAUUUAGCUUCUAUGCAAGCCCUCUGGUCAAGGAGCGAAAAUACAUGCAUCGUGCACCCUGGGGUGAGUGGCAUAUCGGGCUAUGAUCUUAUAAUGGGAAGCUGGGAGUUUGUCUGGGCAGAAUAUGAUUUUCCACUUGAUAUAGAGAUCAGGGAUGUCCAAGUUCAUGUUAGAGGUGAUCUCGGGUACGUUACGUGCAUUGAAAUGGUCAAGACAAAGGGUAGCAGCUGGGGAAAGCAGUUUGCUACUAAUGUGUUUGAGAAGGUUGAUGGACAAUGGUUCAUAUGUAUUCACCAUGCCUCUUAUAUUGACCUGUAAAUUUGAACAAGAGAGCUGUUUUAGAGGGAGUGAGAAACGUAUAUUAUCAUUGGUUUCGUAACCUAUUAUUAACGGGUCAUAUAACAAGCAUAAUCAGAUUAGUAGCAUGUUAAUCAGAUUAUUAGAGAAGUAACUUAUCAAAAGGAUCGAGUGUUUGGCUAAAA